AUGAGUGCGGAAGAGCAAGGUCGGAUCUCUGUGUGUGUAAUCGGACAGGUUGAUCACGGCAAGUCAUCGCUUUGCGGCCGGCUGCUGUACGAGGCCAAGGCGCUCGACGGGCGGAUGCUGGACCGGCUUGAGCGCGAGGCGAGCGCAUCAGGUGCCGGCACGUCGUGGAAGUGGGCCUUUGCGAUGGACUCGACCGAGUUUGAGCGCGAGCGCGGGAAGACAUGCGAGAUCGGACGGGCGGCCCUGGUCACGCCCGGCACUGCACGCAAGGUGGCGCUCCUCGACGCGCCAGGCCACGAUGCGUUUGUCCCGCACAUGAUCGGCGGAGCCGUGCAGGCCGACGCGGGCCUGUUGGUGGUCUCGGCGAGGGCGACCGAGUUUGAGGAGGGUUUUGACGCCCGCGGGCAGACCAAGGAGCACUGCGUGCUUGCCCGGGCUGCCGGCCUCAAGCACAUCAUUGUGGCUGUCAACAAGAUGGACGACCCAUCGGUGGCAUGGGGCGAGGCGCGCUACGCGCACAUUGCCACCACACUCACCCACUUUCUCACCACCUCGCUUGGCUUUGAACCCGAGGCCGUGACGUGCGUUCCGGUCUCGGCGUGGACUGGCGAGCAUGUGACCGACGAGCGGCGCGGAGACGCGGCGUGGACGGCCGAUAUUCCCAGCCUGAUGGCGGCAUUGGAGGCGCUGCCUGCGCGCCAGACGGCGGCCGAGGCGGCGCUGCCGCUCCGCCUCCCGGUCAGCGACUGGUUCACCGACCCGUUUACCGGACUCAACAUCAUGGGCGUGAUCGCCUUGGGUACAAUCAACGCCGGCGACCGGCUUCGGCUCGAGCCGAGCGGCGCGACGCUCGACGUGGUGAGCAUGACCACGCCGCAGCCAGGUGGGCAGAUCGAGGUGGCGGCGGCCGGGCCGGGCACACCAGUCACGCUCACGGUCCGUGGCAUCGACGAGGUCAGUCUCAGCCUCGGGCAAGUCCUCAUCGACGACAUCGACGGGCACCCGACGUUGCCGACGACCAAGGUCAUGGUUCGACUGUUGUUCCUAGACUCGGCACCGGGCCCAGUCAUGGCCGGCUACGACGCUGUGGCUCACAUCCACGCCGCCGAGGUCGACGUACUUGUCGAGGGCCUGCGGCGGCCACGGGCCAAGGCCAAGAGCCGGAGCAAGCACAAGCCGCUCGUGGCUCGCCCCGGCGACCACCUCGACGCCCCGCCGAGCGCCACAGCGUGA
Thecamonas trahens ATCC 50062 is the source of this 1233-nucleotide messenger RNA. Its product is annotated as eukaryotic peptide chain release factor GTP-binding subunit. The record is from RefSeq and is a predicted model, not a curated record. The transcript has 2 exons. Gene Ontology annotation, biological process: translation. Gene Ontology annotation, molecular function: GTPase activity; translation release factor activity; GTP binding. Bases 1 to 1233 code for a protein of 410 amino acids. Gene Ontology annotation, cellular component: translation release factor complex. NCBI's taxonomy places the organism in Eukaryota, Apusomonadida, Apusomonadidae.